AUGGAUUCUGAUGCUGGCUCCAACUCCAGCCGCUCCUCAUCUCCAGACCUGGUGGUGGACGACUCCAUGGGUAGCUUCUUCUCGAACAAGAUGUUUCAGGCCUACUGCCAGGAGGAGGGGGCAGCCAGGGCUGCCGGCCAGGGCAGGGCUGACCACUGUGCUGGGGGAGGCAAGAGCAAGACCCGGGCUGACCUCAAAGAGGGUGACGACGUGCAGGACCUUAGGCUGAAGGUGAAUGGCAGAGAGAGGAAGAGGAUGCAUGACCUGAACCAGGCAUUAGACGGCCUGAGAGAGGUCAUGCCCUACGCUCAGGGGCCCUCUGUCCGCAAGCUCUCAAAGAUCUCCACCCUGCUGCUGGCCCGUAACUAUAUCCUCAUGUUGUCUAGCUCUCUGGAGGAGAUGAAAAAGCUGGUUGGGGAUGUGUACGGAGGCAGUGGUGCCCAGAGUCGCACCAGCCACCCCCGGAUCACCCUUCCGGCCCCCACAGCCCAUCUCCCACUGCACCCCUUGGCCCAGAACCUGCACUCCCUGGUUGGCAGUACGGCCUCAGCUCUCCACCACCCCUCACCUCCCUCUGCUCCAGCCCCACACUCACCGCCCUCUGCAAGCUACAUGGGCUUCCACCAUGCACCGGUACAGAGCCUGUUGAAGGACCCUCUCCACCUAGCCAGCUCCUACAGGCACUUCCCUGGUAUGCCCUGUCCCUGCUCGCUCUGCCAGCCUCUACCAACCACCACAUCCACCCUGCACAGCUUUUCCAUGGGCAAGUGA
Molecule: messenger RNA, 771 nt
Organism: Salvelinus namaycush (lake trout)
Lineage: Eukaryota; Metazoa; Chordata; Actinopteri; Salmoniformes; Salmonidae
Product: oligodendrocyte transcription factor 3-like
Exons: 1
Coding region: 1-771 (256 amino acids)
Molecular function (GO): protein dimerization activity
Source: RefSeq, a predicted model, not a curated record